UCCUGUCUGACUGUUGUCUCGGUUGGAGGUACAACCAUGGCAUGUGGGGGCUGCUGCAGGGAGGUGUACAGCUGUAUAUUUGAAUAUAACACCCCGCGUAUAGUGCUUAUCAAGAGCAGAAAGGUUGGACUUAUGAACAGAGUGAUCCAGCUGGGAAUCCUGGCAUAUGUCAUUGGGUGGGUGUUUGUCUGGGAGAAAGGCUACCAGGAGUUUGACACCGUGGUUAGCUCAGUGGCGUCCAAGGUGAAAGGAGUUGCAGUGACCAACACUUCAGAAUUUGGAAGCAGAAUCUGGGAUGUGGCAGAUUACAUUAUACCGGCUCAGGAAGAGAAUGCCUUCUUUGUAAUGACCAAUCUAAUUGUCACACUUAACCAAACACAAGAUCACUGCCCUGAACUUCCAGAUGAAUCAACCAUAUGCACCUCUGACCAUAAUUGUACUGCUGGGCUAGUGGGCACACACAGCAAUGGAGAACAGACUGGAAAGUGUGUAAAAUAUAAUGAAACUGUCAAAACCUGUGAAGUUUUUGCAUGGUGCCCAGUGGAAAAUGACACAGAAACGCCAAAACCUGCUUUCCUCAAGGAUGCGGAAAACUUCACAGUUCUUAUAAAGAAUAACAUCUGGUAUCCAAAAUUCAAAUUCUCCAAAAGAAAUAUUCUGCCAAACAUCAGUAAUAGCUACCUCAAGACUUGUCUGUAUGAUCGAAUACAUAAUCCAUUCUGCCCAAUAUUUCGGCUGGGAAAUAUAGUUAGUGAGGCAGGAGAAUCCUUCCAAGACAUGGCGGUGCAGGGGGGGGUUAUGGGUAUUCAGAUUAACUGGAACUGUGAUUUGGACAGGAAAAAAUCAGACUGUGUCCCAAAGUAUUCAUUUCGGCGUUUGGACAACAGAGAAGUUGAGCACAAUGUGGCCCCUGGAUACAACUUCAGAUUUGCAAAAUAUUAUAAAGAUAAAAGCGACAUAGAAUCAAGAACAUUGAUGAAGGUCUAUGGAAUUCGCUUUGACAUCCUUGUGUUUGGAACUGCAGGGAAAUUUGACAUAAUUCCAACUAUGAUUAACAUCGGAUCUGGUGCUGCAUUGCUUGGGGUGGCCACAGUACUGUGUGAUAUCAUUGUCUUCCAAUUCAUGAAGAAAAGGCAUUACUACAGGGAAAAGAAAUACAAAUAUGUUGAAGACUAUGAAUUGGGUGCUAAUGAAUAUGGAUCAAACCCUUGACUAAGGAGAAUGGAUACAUCAUAUUUGAUUAGUAACAUAGGACACUUAAAGCCCAGGUUGGGAUACUGAGCCAGUUUCACAAGCUGCAUUGAUCAGCUGUAGUUGUUUACAAUCUGCCAAAAGAAAACCUUAUUCCACAUCAUUCCUUAUCUACAGCUGCAUCACGCUAUGGACCAUGUCACUACGUAAGGUGAAAUACCAAUAAUGUCACUUUGGAAUUGGCAGUACUGUUUUUGUUACAGAUGCCGUUUUGUUAUAUUUCUGGCCCAUUGACAAUGGCAACCUGUUUCCAGCAAUUUUAUGAACUAAAUGCAUUUACUGUAUAUUUAUUUUCUUUUUAUUGAUAAUGGGUUUGAGGAAGUAGAUGCACAUUACAUGAAAGCGAGAGUCACUAUAAGCAUGAUUUGGAAUUUCUAGACACGCAGCUAAUUGAGCACUGACCCAUGUGCCACCUCACACACAUCCCUUCCUUUAAAACUCUUCACAUUGCUGCUAUGUACAAUAUAUCUUCAACACUAAACUGAAAACGUUUUCCUUAAAGGGAUACUAAACUUAUUUUUUUUUCUUCAUGGUACAGAUAGAGCAUACAUAUUUUUAAGCAAAUUCCUAUUAUAAAAACAUUUUCUUCGUUCUCUUGGUAUCUUUAUUUGAAUGUCAGGAAUGUAAGUUUAGCAGCCAGACCAUUUUUGG
Molecule: messenger RNA, 1902 nt
Organism: Bombina bombina (fire-bellied toad)
Lineage: Eukaryota; Metazoa; Chordata; Amphibia; Anura; Bombinatoridae
Gene: P2RX4
Product: purinergic receptor P2X 4
Exons: 12
Coding region: 37-1212 (391 amino acids)
Biological process (GO): monoatomic cation transmembrane transport; response to ATP
Cellular component (GO): nuclear inner membrane; plasma membrane
Molecular function (GO): purinergic nucleotide receptor activity; ATP binding; extracellularly ATP-gated monoatomic cation channel activity
Source: RefSeq, a predicted model, not a curated record